AGAAAACUGGCAGGCGACUAUGACGUUGUACACUCCACUUGCCUCACGACGGCGAUUUUCUCAGCUUUAAAAUUGUGUUUCUGAGAUCGUGUCUAUGUGUUCGUAGUCGAAAAAUACACAAAAAAUCGCUAUUUCCUUUUUGGUUGUUCUAUAAUUAAUUUCGAUAUGUGUUACAUUACGUAAUUUCGAGACUGUUAGUGUUAUAUGUCUUUGCAAUGUUACCUAUCUGCCUUCAGUGCGUUCGUCUGAGAGUUCUCCUGUAAAGUAUCUAAAGUGUUUUUCUCGAUUAAAAUUGGAAAUUAGAAACUAAUUUAUAAUUAUGCACCAUUUGUACCCGCUCGCGAAGGGCGACUCGUUGUGCCCUUUAGGAUUCCAUCCUCAAGUGAGAUGGCCUACUAGAUGUAAAAGGUGUUUCAGAGAUUACAAGGAACACGGCGGUAAGAAACGUGAUACUGACACGAACUUACACAAGGAUGCAUCUACAGUAUCCACCCCGAGUUUAUCAUGGGCUAAUAGGGACGGGGAGGGCAAAAGCAGGAGCUGGAUGUCGAGCACCAAUUUAUCGGAAUCGAAGGAAAACAGUCGCAAUUCCGACAGCGAUUUUAAUUGUCCUUCAUCGUGGAUAUCGACUCCCGAUUUAGCUAACAUGCAGGACGACACUCAGCCCAUUACAACUGUUAACAUACAAUUGCCCAAGCGAAAAAUCAAACCAGUUGAUACUGGACAAAGAACAGUUUCAGAUAGUUUUUCUGUAGUAAAAGAAAAAUCGUCACUGUUUAAUAAAAACGACAGUCUGGCGGACAGAGCAAAUAAACUAAAAGCUAUAAAAGAAUCAUCGCCCAGUUCCCAUCGAGGGCGAAGGAUACAAAUAAAAGAAGUAAAAACGAUUUCCGAGGAACCAACAAAUCACGAUGUACAAUUUCUUAUUCAAGUAAAAAAAUCUCCCGCCAAAGAGCCAUCCCAGGACAAUUCGGACAACGACGAUGCAAUAAGCCUAGCAGGAACUGAAACCACGGACACCACUCUAGUCGACGCGCACGACCACGAGCUGCGCGACCAGCUGGAGAGCCUGAGAAGAGAGCUGGACACGACGAAGUCGAAAUGCGACCGGCUCGAGCGGGAGAAGAGCGACAUCUUGCUGCGGAGGCUCGCCUCGAUGGAAACCAGCAAACCCAGCGCGACGGAAGUGCUGAAAUUGCAGCAGAAAUGCAACGAGCUGCAGCAGCAACUGGAAGACUACAAGGAUGAGAAGAAGAGCCUGGCGUUGAGAGUGAAGGAGCUGGAAAACGACUUGGAGGUGAGGCCUACGGCGCAAGAGGCUCAGAAAAUCGCCGACGACCUUCGAUCGAAGCUUCUGGCUGCGGAAACGCUGUGCGAAGAAUUGAUGGACGAAAACGAGGACAUCAAGAAGGAGCUCAGAGACAUGGAGGAGCAGAUGGAUGAGCUGCAAGACAACUUUAGGGAAGAUCAAGCGGUAGAGUACACAUCUCUGAAGAAAGAUCUAGAUCAGACGACUAAGAAUUGCAGGAUACUCUCCUUCAAAUUGAGAAAAUGCGAACGGAAAGCCGCUCAAUUGGAAUUCGAAAAAGCGGAGUUGGACAAAAAAUUGAAAGAUGUUUCUGGCAGCGACACGACUUUGAAUCAAAUUGAAAAAAUCAAGAAGCUCGAGCAAGAGCUAAAGUUAGCUAACGAAGUAUCCGUCAGACUUCAAAAAGACCUCGAAGAAGCCAAGUCCAAAAACAACGAGGACACUAAAGGACCAACCAAAAAAAAGGCGCCUUCGAUAUCAUCAUUAGGAAAGAACUCGUCCACAGACGGAAAAGUAUCGAGGGAAUCUCUGACGAGAGGCGGCUCCCAAGACGAUCCCGUGCAACUUCUACGGGACCUACAAGACUCCCUCGAAAGGGAGGCGGACCUUCGAGAGCAACUCAAAUUCGCCGAAGAGGAGGCCCAAACGUUGCGCAAAAAGGCGUCGAGAAUCGAAGACGACAACGAAUCCUUAGUCUUGCAGUUGAAGAAAAUGGCCUCCAGAGCGAGAACUCGAAAGCUGAGCCCAACGAACCAAAAGCUAACGCCCGAACUUCCGGAGAAGCCCGAGACAUCAGAAGACGAGGACCCCACAGAAAUAAAAUUACAACUAGAGUUAAGCGAACAGGAAGCUUCGGUACUUCGGCAUAAAGUCGAGGAAUUAGAAGGAGACAAUCACAAACUCAAAGCCAAAGUGAAGGAACUCCAAGAACAAUCCUCCACCAAACCCACCACCAAGCGCACUCUCUUAAACAGUGAAAAACUUAAGGAAAAUUCGUUGUUGAACCAAAAAUUAAAAGUCCUGGAGGACGAAACUAACGAUAUAAGGAAAAAGUUGAUCGAAAAAGAAAGAGACUGCGAAAGACUCCACGCCGAACUGAGUCUCACUCAAAAGCGCUCGAAAGGAAUGCAAAAAAGCAAAUCGUUGGAUCUUGAUCAACAAACUUUGGAUCUUCGUAGGCAACUGCAGGUAAUCGAGCAGGAAGCGACCGUGUUGAGGAGCAAAGUCCAAACGCUCGAAGCCGAAAACGAGAAAUUAGGCACCGAAAACAAGAAACUAGGCCUCAAGUCGGCCAAAACGAGCAAACUCGAUAAAAACAUCGACAAAUACAUAGACCAAAUCGCGACAUUAGAAGUAGAAAUCAACGAGAAAGAUAACAAAAUCAAAGAAUUGGAAGAUAAACUCCACAAUACUGAUAAUAAAGAUCAACCUAUAGAGUUAAAGGGCGAUUUUAAAAAAUUCAAUCAAAGAACUCCAAAAAGGGUGACUGCUUUAACGUCGAAAGACCAGAUGAAAACAAUGGUGAGCGAUCUGGAAAAGGAAAUCUGGGAAAUGCUUCAAGUGUUAAAAACUAGUGAAAACGAAAGAAUAAAGCUGGAAGAAGCGGCGAACACUAAAGCGAAGAAAGCGGCAGCAGAAAUAGACGAAUUGAACAAAAAACUGAAUUCUGCGUCGAAAGAAUUAGAUAGCGAAAAGCUCAAAUUAAACCAGCUUAAAGCAGAAAAUGAGGAAUUGAAUAUAACAGUAGCUAAAAUUAGAGAAUCUAUAGAUAUAAUCUCAAACGAAAAAUCGUCACUUCAAAAAGAGGUCGAUAAAUUAAACAAAGAUAAAACCAAAUUAACCAACGAUAAAAAAUCUUUAGACGAAGAAGUAACAAAAUUACAGGCAAAUCUCAAAUCAUCAACUACUAAACAAAGCGAGUUGACCAGUUUAACACAAAAAAUAACUUCUUUAGAACAAAACUUGGAAUCCAAAGAAAAAGAAUUAAAGAAAAUUAGAGAAGACAACGCUAAAAUUAGUAAUGAAAUUGAAAAAGCGCGACAGCAGGUAAAAUCCCUGCAAACCGAUCAAGAAAAAUGGGAAGAAGAAAGGAAGAAAUUAAACAAAAAAAUCGAAACAUUAACAACCAAAGUUACUACACUAGAAAAUUCUGUAGAACAAAAAGACAAGUUAAUCAAACAACUGGAAAACAAUUUGGAAAAAGAAAAGGCCAAUUUGAAAGCCGGAGAAAUUGAAAGCAAGAAAAUGAAUUCAAUUAAAGACGAAUUAGACGCAGCUCGCAAAUCCAACAAAACUCUAGAGGAAAAACUAUCAAAAAUCCAAUUAGAAAACAAAAAUAACAAAUUAGAAAACGAAAAGAAAAUUAAACAGAUGGACAUCGACUUGCAGAACGAAAGAAAAAAAUUGGAAGUUCUCAAAACAAACAACGAAAAAGAGCAGAGAAACCGCGAGUUGGAAUUAUCAACGCUAAGGGAAAAAAUCCGAAAGUUGGAGCAAAACUCGGCGAGCUCCCCAGAAAUUAAACAACUCCAAAAAUCCAAUUCCGAUCUGGAAAGCACGGUAACCAAAGAACGGCGAAAAUACGACGAAUUGACCGCCAAAUACGAAAUUCUAGAGGAAGAACACGUCAUCACCAAAGCCAAAUUAGUCAUGGAAAGAGAAACCCUAGAAUCGCAAAACAAAAACUUAAAACGAGAGAUGGAGCAACUAGAAAACGAGCUGAGAACCCUCAGAGAAACUUACAACAAGAAACAAGACAUCUGGAUAAAAGAAAAGUUGGAACUCGAAUCUAAAAUGAAAUCUAAAGUAACAUUCAGCGGUAGCGAUUCGGAUAGGCAACGAUUAAGGGCGUUAUUGGAGGAGAAACAAUCAGAAUAUGAGCAAAUUAAGAAAGAAUACGAAGCCAUCCACGACCAAAUGGACUACAUGCGCAAAGAAAACGACGAGCUGAAGAAAAAACUGGACGACUACGAUAAAGUCAACAAGGUACAAAGAAACAUCAAUGCAGAUAGCACUGCUAUGGAAAAAGAAAUGAAACAAUUACGCAUAAGAUUGAAUAACUUAGAAAAAAGCAAAAAAUCCGACUUGGCCGAGAUGAAAAUGAGGUACGAAAGUCAAACAAACGUUGUGAACGGAGAACUACAAUCGCUCCAAAACCAAGUAGUCAGAUUCAAAAGGGAAAAGGACACUUACAAGCACAUGCUGGAAACAGCCCAAAAAACCAUAGGCGAUCUAAAACAAUCGCCCAAACAAAACAGAGACGGGCCCAGAAACGUCAACUACGAUGAGCUGGAAGAAACUAAAUCCAAGGUGGCCACGUUAGAACAGCAAAUCAGCUGCAUGGAGGACGAACUGUCCGAGGCGAGGCUAGAAUGCUCCAGACUAAAAACCGAACUGGUGUCAGAAAGAUCAACGUUCGAAGUCAAAUUAUCCGAAAUGCAUUCCAAAGUAAACGAAUUAGAGGAGGAAAAAGUCCUCAGCAGCGGCAGGACGAAAAUCGUAGGCCUAAGGACGAGAAUGGAGUUGGCGUGGCAAAAGGAAAGGGAAGAGCAGCAGAGAUUGCUCCAAGAAACGGCCACUUUGGCGCGGGACCUGCGGCAGACUCUCUUCGAAGUCGAAAGGGAGAGGGACAAGGAACGCCUGGAAGCCAAACGCAAGCAAGACCAACUCAGAAAAACGUCCGAGGAAGAUCAGGAAUCCAACAAAAAGAAGAUAACGGAGCUGCAAUGCGAUCUACUUGAAUUAAGAGACGCUCACGCCAAACUGCGCACGACAAACGAAAAGCUAAGGCGGGAGAGGGAGCGCUACGAUAAGGAAAGGGAGGAAUACCGAUCGGUGAUGAACGGUAAGAAAAGAACUGAUAUAGAAGACGACCGGAAAAUCAACGCACUCAUAGAGCAAAUGGAUACACUCAAGCAACUGGCUCCGGAAUUGUUCUUCUCUAAAGAAACCGAAGCGCCGUACACCCCAACGCCACCAAGAAGAACCAAGUCCAGAUCUCGAGAAACAUCCCCAGCGAUGGACAGAAGAGAAUCGUCAAUGGCUCCUGAGGAAAAGCAGCAACAAAUCCAAUACAUAAUGCAACGAUUGGUGCACACUACAGAAGACCUGCGGAAGCUGCAAAGAUUUUCGGAAGACGACGCCGAACGGGAGCGCCUGCGGAGGACGAUGGGAAUGAGAAGGGCAACUUCCACUGAACACGACACCGCGUCCAUCUCACGAAGUAAACCUCUGUUAAGAAGCAUACCGGGCCUCUCGCAGAGCAGCCUGAAGAGGAAAAGCAUUUCCUUGGAACACACCAUUCAAACUGAACAGAACAUUUGGACCAACGACGACAGCAUGUCCAGCUUGAACUCGCUGGAGCUGCAUUCGGAUAUGGAAACUGGUAGGAGGAAGAGAGACGUCAGUUUGGAUAGCAGAUUGUCAGGCGGGUCGACGCAAAGCGAAUUGGGAGAUAAGAAGAAGAAGAAAGGAAUCAUCGGGAAGCUGAAGAAGUUGACAAAAUCUCGAAGCAUAGACGAUAAGGAUCCAGAUAACUUUUCCCCGUUGAGACCCCUAAGCAACAAGAUGAAUUCUGGUGAUAGUAUGGAUGAUAAUAAAGGUAGUAAAAAAGAUUUAAAGGAGAGAAUAACCGGUAUAUUCAAAAAGUCCGGUUCUUCAUCGAGAAGCAAUAGUAUGGAAAGAGGUAUCGAGAAAAAGCACGAGACUAGUUCAACUCAAAGGCCACUAGUCAGAAAUGGUAGUAAUGGACACCUAACUGGCUCUAGUGAUACAGAAAGUUCUAAAACACGAUCGCGAAGAAGCUGAUAUUAUGAGUAAUUGAAAUAAGUCAAAAAUAACUUCCAACGAAUCAAGUUUUUAUAGCUAUAAGGUAUCGAAUGGAUAGGUUAAAAAUGGUUUCAAAAAAUUGUAUGGACGUUUGUAUAUCUAUUAAAAAUAUUUGUAUGAG
Molecule: messenger RNA, 6257 nt
Organism: Phyllotreta striolata
Lineage: Eukaryota; Metazoa; Arthropoda; Insecta; Coleoptera; Chrysomelidae
Source: the annotation of a GenBank genome assembly